This is a messenger RNA of Salvia hispanica, 806 nucleotides long. RefSeq names its product glucan endo-1,3-beta-glucosidase, acidic-like. NCBI's taxonomy places the organism in Eukaryota, Viridiplantae, Streptophyta, Magnoliopsida, Lamiales, Lamiaceae. The record is from RefSeq and is a predicted model, not a curated record. Gene Ontology annotation, molecular function: hydrolase activity, hydrolyzing O-glycosyl compounds. Gene Ontology annotation, biological process: carbohydrate metabolic process.
UGCUCUUUCCUUUCUGUGCAAUGGCAAUCACAAUGAAUCACUUCUUCCUACCUGCAAUGGUCAUACUUAUUUUCUCGUUCACAUCUCUGGAUUUAACUGCCGCCCAAAUCGGAGUAUGCUACGGACGGAACGGCGCCGGACUUCCCCCUCCGUCCCGAGUCGUGGAGCUUUUCAAGCAAUACAAUAUCAAAAGAAUGCGAAUCUACGACACAUACCAACCCGCCCUCGAAGCCCUCCGCGGCUCGGACAUUGAGCUCACCGUAGGAAUCCACAACCCGCAGCUCCAAGACAUCGCCAACAGCCGUCCCAACGCGGACCGCUGGGUCCAAGACAACAUCCGCAACUACGGCAACGUCCGCUUCCGCGCAGUCGUCGUCGGCAACGAGGUCAGCCCGAUCCGGCCCGAAACCUCCCAAUACGUCCCCUUCCUCCUCAACGCCAUGCGCAACAUCCGCGCCGCCCUCGAUGCCGCCGGCCUCGGCGCGAUCAAAGUCACCACAGCCAUCGAGACCGAGGUCGUGGACCCCGCCACAAAUUUCCCGCCAAGCAAGGGCGAUUUUCGACCUGAGGUGAGGCCGUUUCUCGACCCGAUCGUCGCGUUCCUCUCCGACACGGGCGCGCCUAUCUUCGCCAGCAUAUACCCCUUCUUGGCCUACUUGAACAACAAGGCGCAGAUCUCUUUCAACUACGCCUUUCUGCAGCCGAACAGCGGCAUCACUGCGGACGGGGUUUACUACGACAAUCUCUACUACGCGCUCGGUUAACCGAGAACCGAACCGAAACCGAAAAAGAAGGGAAGGCAAGAG